UUCUCUUUAAGCCUUGUAACUACAGAAGGCUAUGGACAUGCUGCCCCAGGAACGGAUGCAGGGAAGGCCUUCUGCAUGUUCUACGCAGUCCUGGGGAUCCCACUGACACUCGUCAUGUUCCAGAGCUUGGGCGAGCGCAUGAACACCUUCGUCAAGUACCUCUUGAAACGCAUCAAAAAGUGCUGUGGGAUGAGGAGCACUGAGGUCUCCAUGGAAAACAUGGUCACUGUGGGUUUCUUCUCCUGCAUGGGGACACUCUGCAUUGGAGCAGCAGCCUUUUCCCAGUACGAGGAAUGGAGCUUUUUCCAUGCUUACUAUUACUGCUUUAUAACAUUGACUACGAUAGGGUUUGGAGACUAUGUGGCCCUGCAGACCAAAGGGGCCCUUCAAAAGAAGCCUCUCUAUGUGGCUUUUAGCUUUAUGUACAUUCUAGUGGGAUUGACAGUCAUUGGGGCAUUUCUAAAUCUGGUUGUUCUCAGGUUCUUGACCAUGAACAGCGAGGACGAGCGGCGGGAUGCCGAGGAACGGGCAUCCCUGGCAGGGAACCGCAACAGCAUGAUUAUCCACAUCCAAGAGGACUCCCAGCAUGGUCGGCCACGGUACAAGGCCGAAGUAACAGACCUUCAGUCAGUUUGUUCCUGCAUGUGUUACAGGUCCCAUGAGUACACCAGCCGGGUGGUGUCCCACCAAAAUUCAUUCAGCUCAAAGCUGAAUCCCCAGUACUUUCACUCCAUCUCUUACAAGAUAGAGGAGAUCUCGCCAAGCACAUUAAAAAACAGCCUUUUCCCAUCUCCUGUCAGCUCCAUCUCACCUGGGUUGCACAGCUUUACAGAUAACCACAGGCUGAUGAAACGGCGAAAGUCCAUUUAA
Messenger RNA from Acanthisitta chloris (rifleman), 870 nucleotides. RefSeq names its product potassium channel, subfamily K, member 9 (gene KCNK9). Gene Ontology annotation, molecular function: potassium ion leak channel activity. The annotation marks the transcript as partial. The record is from RefSeq and is a predicted model, not a curated record. Lineage: Eukaryota; Metazoa; Chordata; Aves; Passeriformes; Acanthisittidae. Gene Ontology annotation, biological process: potassium ion transmembrane transport; stabilization of membrane potential. Gene Ontology annotation, cellular component: membrane. The transcript is spliced from 3 exons.